This is a messenger RNA of Paramecium sonneborni, 2236 nucleotides long. Lineage: Eukaryota; Ciliophora; Oligohymenophorea; Peniculida; Parameciidae. The record is from the annotation of a GenBank genome assembly.
AUGAAUUAGAUUUAUCAUGAUUCGUUAUUAUUAGCUCUUAAAACUUAAAUCUUAGUUCCAAUAACCUUAGAUUGUAGAUAUCUUAAAGAGGCUCUAAGUGAAAUUUCUAACGAAUAACAGUUUUUAUAAAUGGAGGAUUAUUACUUAAACUAAAAUCUCAUUGAUGAAAUUAAUAAGAGGACAAUUAGACUUUUAGUAGACUGUAUUAAAAUACUUCGUAAAUAUAUGUUCAUUGGAUGGAAUGUUAGCCCUUAAUUUAUUGAAGUAUUUCAUGAUACUAAAAAUAGGACAUCGUAUAUUAAUUCAUAGAUAAAAGUUUAGAGGACUGGAUGGAACCUGCUUUUUUCGUUUAAAGACUUCCUGAGAUCAAAGUUUAAAUUAAAACAUAUUAUAAGACAUUUUAAGAAAACGCAUUUGAGUAAUUUUGAUAUAAUUAUAUAGAUUGUGUGAUACUUUGAUUACAGAACUUUGUGAUGAUUAUCUAAAUAGUUCAUAAAUAAAUGGAUUAUUGAAUGAAAUUUUGGAGUCUCAAUUAAGAAGGGUUGCAUAUGAUCUUUUUGAGUUUGCUUAUCUCGAUAUAUAAAUUACAAAUGAAUUCCUGGAUAAUCUGCAAAAAUUAUUUGUUGAUUUAACAACAGAUUUUUUUAACUAUUUGAUAGAUGUUGCAUGUCAUGCUAAUUAUAAAAUGCAAUAAUUAGAUAAAUUAUUAAAAGUUUACGGGUGUUUAGCAAAUUAAGAGAAUUAUAAAUAUAUGUAGAAGGAAAUAUCAUAAAAUAUUAUUGAUUAUGGUGAUAUUACAUUAGUAGGCUAAUCAUUUUAAGUAAAUUCAGAUAAACAUAUUGCUAUAGUGAAAUAAGCGAUUAAACAUUUUUAUUAUGUUAUGGAUGAAUGUAAAGUAUGGUUUCAAGCUAAAUAGCAUAAGAAUUUUGAUGAAUUAAUUAAUAAUGCCUAAUUUAAUAUUAUUAAACCACUUCCUUAAAAUAUUUAAAUCUUUUAAAAUUAAGAUGAUAUUCAUCUUAUGGAAUUAUGUCAUGAAAUAAAAGUUAUUAAAUCAUAAAAAAUAUAAAGAAAAGAUUUAUAAGGAUUAAAGAUAAUUGUAUAAGAUGAGAAAAAUAAUAAAAUUCAAUAAUUUAUAUUAAAUUUAUCUUAUCAUUAUUUGAUGUUUCAUUAAUAUGAAGAAGGUUGGGAACCAUUUGAUGAUGAAAAAGAGUGCAAUAUAAUUCUAGCUAAAUUUUUAAAUGAAUAAUUUGAUUAUCUUCAUUGUGGUCAUCCUGAAUUUAAAAAAAGAGUUGCUAGUGAAAAAUCAAUAGAUAGAACUACUGAUGAUAUUUCUGGAUUUAAGAAUGCUGUUUUUAAAUUUAAAAAAAUUAGUGCACCUAAAAAACCUAUAAGAUAUGGAACAUCAAAUAGAAUUAUAGGUGGUAAAGCACUUGGAAUGGGUAUUGGUUGUCUUAUAGUUGAUUGUCUUGAUGAAGAUAUACCUUGGGAUGAUAAAUUAAAAAAUGCAGGGUUUACAGCUCUUUCUUUUGGAGUCUUAGGUCUUCUUGCUUCUAGAUUACCAAUUGUGGGCAUUAUUAUAUAAUAAGUAAUAUUGGCUUUAGCUGUUAAAUCUAUUUUAGCUAAUAAAGUAAUUAAUGAUUCUCAGACAGCUAAGAAUCUUGGACAUUUAGGUCUAAUUAUUACUAUUGGUGUUGGAAUGACUAUUGCUGGUAGUUUAAUGUUUCCUAUUGCUUUUUGGGGUGCUUUCUUUGGUGGUUUAUUAGGUGGUGUUGGAAUGGGAUUAUAUUAAAAGUUUUUAAUUCCGUACUAUAUGGAUAAUAUAGUUGAAAUGUUGAAUAAAGCUAGUAAAUUAAUUAGAAGAAAUGGCUCUGUUAGAUAUAAAUAAUAUGCAUUAUAAAAAUUAUAAAUUGAUGAGAAAUUCUUACCAAAUCAUAAACCAUCCUAAAUGAGUGAUGAUUAAUAUUUCACUUUAUUAAUGUUUUGUCUUAGCAAUGAAAUAAGAUUAAUUAGUAAUGCAUCCUAUUCUAAACAAUUGGAAAAGCUAAAAUAAAAGAAUGCUACUGAAGAACAAAAAGCUAAUUUAUUAUAAAGAUAAUGUUAGAUUGAAAUUUCAUUAAAAAUUUGGAAUGAUACAUAUGAUUAUCUUAAAUCUCAAAAUAUCAGUUUGGUUGACAAUGCUAAGUCUUGUGCUGAAUUUGUGGAUGGUAUGCUUACAAAUUAUAAAGUUGAAUGAAAC